Pyrgilauda ruficollis (rufous-necked snowfinch) is the source of this 2029-nucleotide messenger RNA. RefSeq names its product zinc finger protein 410 (gene ZNF410). Lineage: Eukaryota; Metazoa; Chordata; Aves; Passeriformes; Passeridae. The coding region runs from base 252 to 1589 and encodes 445 amino acids. Gene Ontology annotation, molecular function: DNA-binding transcription factor activity, RNA polymerase II-specific; RNA polymerase II cis-regulatory region sequence-specific DNA binding. The record is from RefSeq and is a predicted model, not a curated record. Gene Ontology annotation, biological process: regulation of transcription by RNA polymerase II. Gene Ontology annotation, cellular component: transcription regulator complex; PcG protein complex. The transcript has 11 exons.
CGUCCGGGCGGCGGAGAUGCCGUGAAAAUAGAAAUCCAGGAACCUCAGUUAAUGAGUUUUACUGAUACCUCAAGGUUAAAUUAAUUAUUUCUGCAGCAGAGCUUCUUGCAGAAGGACCACCACACUGGUUUGCACUUAGGAAAAUAUGAGAAUAAGCAGGGAGUGUUGUUCUCUCUGAACUAAAAAAAAAAAUAAAUAAAAUAAAUCUGUGCCUUGCUGAGAACAGCUGCAGGAGUUGGACACUUGAAUCAAUGUUAUCGGAUGAGUUAGAAUCCAAACCUGAGCUGCUGGUUCAGUUUGUCCAAAAUACUUCUAUUCCACUGGGACAAGGACUGGUGGAAUCAGAACCAAAAGACAUCACCUGUCUCUCUCUGCUUCCUGUUACUGAGACCUCAGAAUGCAACAGACUCAUGUUGCCAGAUGAUGAAAGAGAUCUCACUUCUCCAAGUCACACUAAUUCUUCCAAAGAUGUUUCUUCAUCUGCUGUCUUGAGAAGUCUCCAGGUAAAUGUAGGCCCUGAUGGAGAGGAAACAAGGGCACAGAAUGUACAGAAACCAUCUGAACUUCUGUCAACUCCAGAAACUUCUAGUUUAUUGCAAGACUUCCAGCCCAGUGACAGCACUUCAUUCAUUCUUCUCAACCUAACAAGAGCAGGGCUGGGGUCUCCCGCAGAGCACUUGGUGUUUGUUCAAGAUGAAGCAGAAGAUUCUGGCAAUGACUUUCUCUCCCAUGAUAGCACAGACAGCAGUACCCCAUGGUUCCUACGAGUGCAAGAAUUGGCCCAUGACAGUUUAAUUGCUGCCACUAGGGCACAGCUCGCAAAGAAUGCCAAAGCAAGCAAUAAUGGGGAAAAUGUUCAUCUUUGCACAGGAGAUGGGCAGCCAAAAGAUUCAAGCCCUAUUCCUCAUUUAUCUCGUGUGGAAAGAAAGCUGAAGUGCACAGUUGAGGGCUGUGAUCGGACAUUUGUAUGGCCAGCUCACUUCAAGUAUCAUCUGAAAACACACCGUAACGACCGCUCCUUCACCUGCCCAGCAGAAGGUUGUGGAAAAAGUUUCUACGUCUUGCAAAGGCUGAAGGUGCACAUGAGAACUCACAAUGGUGAAAAACCCUUUGUGUGCACAGAACUGGGCUGUGGUAAACAGUUCACAACAGCUGGAAAUCUGAAGAACCACCUACGAAUUCACACUGGGGAAAAACCCUUUCUGUGUCAGGCACAGGGAUGUGGUCGCUCCUUUGCUGAAUAUUCCAGUCUUCGGAAACAUUUGGUUGUCCACUCAGGAGUGAAGCCCCAUCAGUGCCAAAUUUGUGGGAAGACAUUUUCCCAGAGUGGUAGCAGAAAUGUGCAUAUGAGGAAACACCACUCCCGAAUUGGAACAGCUGGCAGCAGGGAGCGAGAACAGCCAGAGUCACUGAUGGGCAGCAGUUUGCUGGAAGAAUCAACAGUGCAUAGUAAGAAUCUCAUCUCCAUGAACUCUCAGCCCAGCCUUGGUGUUGAGUCUCUGCACCUGCCAGACACUGAAUCAAUUAUUGGAGUAGAAGAGGGUGAGACCAGCUGCUCUUUUUUCCGCCCUCUUAUAUGUGGUGACUGAGAUGGGAUCAAUCAUUCCUCCUUGAGGCUCACCAUAUUGCAGUGGGAUGAAUGAACAUUGCUUUAACUGUGCACAGAGGGGUGGGUAGAUAGUGGAUGAAUCCUAAAACUGGAGUUGGAGAAGAUCUGCUGGACCAAGUUUCUCUCUUGCAGAGCUUGAAGGGUGAAGUCUGCUUAGGUGUCACUUAGCCCAUGUUGUGGAACGCCAUUUCAAAACUGCUUAUGCAGUCCAUCUCCUAAAGCCUAAAGUGUUUGUUUUGCUGGAGCACCUAGGAGCCCCAGCUAAGGACCAGGACCUCAUUGUGCUAGGCACUGUUCAAAUAUUCAGUAUCUUGAGCAACAGGCCUUCCUUCCACCCUUUACCUUCAGAGACUAUAUUCUAAUACAUCUCACUGUCAGAAGCUGACUUACUAUAUGAAAUAAAUGUACUACUUGAUAUCA